AUGCUACUGUCGUCAUCAUCAGGACCAGGACCAGGACCAGGAACUGAUGCAAGAUAUGCAACUUCAAGUAUCUACAAGCUGUCAACCUCAAAGGUCAUCACUGGCCUAGUCCUCUUCCGCCUCAUCAACGCCACUCUCAUCAACACCUACUUCAGCCCAGACGAAUACUGGCAGGCCCUCGAAGUCGGACACAAUAUUACUUUCGGAUAUGGCUACCUGACAUGGGAGUGGCUCGUAGGUCUCCGAUCUGUCCUUCACCCCGCCGUCUUUGCUGCCCUCUACAAGGGCCUUAGUCUCUUCGGUCUUGAUGACGGGUCUCUUUUUAUCUAUGCACCGAGGCUCCUCCAGGCACUGUUUGCUGCCCUGGGCGACUUUUACGCGUAUCGGUUCGCGGAUCGCCUCUUUGAGAACCAAUUGACUGCCAACUGGACUUUGUUCUUGACGGUAGCCAGCUGGUGGAACCUUUUCUGCUCGACCAGGACCCUCGCCAACUCAAUGGAAGCGUCGUUAACCAUCAUCGCCCUCUAUUACUGGCCCUUCAUUGGAUCGCCCUCAAGGAAGACACAAGGAAACUUGAAGCUGUCGCUUUUCAUCGCUUCCUUGACGUGUAUCUUUCGUCCUACUGCAGCUAUCUUGUGGCUCUUCCUGGGUGGUUGGUUCAUCUUGGGACUAGUGUGUCAAGGCCGCUGGGCUAGUGUCAUCUACACCGGCCUCAACGUCACCGUUAUUGGAGGCGGAGCAAUUGUGGCGUCAGCGGUGCUGGACAAGACCUUGCUCUACAACGAAUGGGUCUGGACACCAAUCAACUUCCUCCGCGUUAACGUCCUCGAGGGUAUCUCACUCUUCUACGGCUCCUCACCCUGGCACUGGUACCUCUCCCAGGGCCUCCCUAUCCUCUUUGGAAUAUACAUCCCCCUUGUCCUCAUCGGAACUUACCAUGCCUUCCAGGCCAGCACAGGACUCAACGCCACCCUCAAACGACAAGUUCUCUACCUAUCACUCUGGGUUGUCUUUGUCUACUCGGCCCUCCAGCACAAGGAAUGGCGCUUUUUGUAUCCAAUCUUGUACCCGCUUCUGCCCUUUGCCGCUGACACCAUGCAAAGGCUGUUCCUGUCGAGUAGGGACUGGAAGAAGUCAAAGUCGAGGAUCGCGAUUGUAGCAGCGCUUUUGGUUGUAAAUGGCGUCAUGGCCUGGUACACGACGUUGGUACAUCAGCGUGGGGUCGUUGAUGUAAUGGAUUGGGUUCGGGAAACUUCACGGAAAUCAGGCGGUCAAGGACAGGAUCUGUCGUUUGGGUUCAUUAUGCCUUGCCAUUCUACGCCGUGGUACAGCAGUAUCCACCUUCGUGAUGCUAAACCCUUGCCCAUGUGGUUCAUCACCUGCAGCCCACCUCUCGGGGAUGUUGACCCAACAACGUACAAGGACGAAUCUGACAUCUUUUACGAGGACCCAGUCGCAUUUAUGGACAACCUAUUCAAGAACCGCUCACCUACAACAAACCCCAAGGAGAGUCACCUCGUCUUCUUUGAAGACUUGAUCAACACGACGCCCGAUAUGCGCGUUUGGCUUGAUAGCCAAGGAUACCAUGAGGCGACGUAUAUGUGA
This is a messenger RNA of Linnemannia hyalina, 1605 nucleotides long. The record is from the annotation of a GenBank genome assembly. Lineage: Eukaryota; Fungi; Mortierellomycota; Mortierellomycetes; Mortierellales; Mortierellaceae.